Messenger RNA from Exophiala aquamarina CBS 119918, 1647 nucleotides. RefSeq lists its product as uncharacterized. The transcript is spliced from 2 exons. The record is from RefSeq and is a predicted model, not a curated record. Bases 1 to 1647 code for a protein of 548 amino acids. Lineage: Eukaryota; Fungi; Ascomycota; Eurotiomycetes; Chaetothyriales; Herpotrichiellaceae.
AUGUCUACCUCCUACAAACGACAUCUGUGCACGCAAAACCUUGGCCCACGAGGGUGGGUGCAAGGUAUCAAUCUUGUCUCUGAACGAACGGGCAAGACUGUAGCCCAUUAUUUUGGCGGCGUGCGAUACGCCCAACCGCCGAUCGGCCAUCUUCGAUUCCGCAGAACGCGGCCUUUGGCUCCAGAUUUUCGCUACGGAAGUGAAGAAUCACCAUGCCCCUGCACGCAAGGAUGCCGUAUCUGUCCUCAGCCGGAUUGGCCUGAUGUUUUGACUCCCACGGACCCACAUCAGUGGAGCGAAGAUUGCUUAGGUGCAAAUAUCUGGGUGCCCUCAGGAGCACCGCCUCCCGAAGGUUGGCCGGUGCUCUUUUACAUCCAUGGCGGAUUUCUGCAAUUUGGAAGCCCAAAUAAGGCUGCGGACGUAGUGGCAAGAAUGUACGAUGAAACAACAUUCAAGGCAAUUGUUGUGAUGCCCGGAUACCGCCUCAACCUCUUUGGGUUCCUGGCAAGCCAGGAGCUCCAGCUGGAAGCACAGGGAGACGGUGAGAACGCCGGGAACAUGGGUUUCUGGGACCAAAGGACUGCAAUUGAAUGGACUGCAAGCAUGAUUUCGUUCUUUGGCGGAAACCGUGAGAAUAUCACUGUUGCAGGAUACUCUGCCGGGGCUCACUCUGUUUUCCACCAACUCUCACAUGACUUGUACUUACCAAGUUCCCGUUCGAUAAUCAAAAGAGCCAUUAUGUGGUCAAAUGGUCCUGGGACACAACCAAAAAGGGUUGAUCAACACCAAAUGGCAUUUGACGAGCUCUUGUCAAAGCUUCGGAUUCAUGCAUCGACAUCGAGCUAUGAUAAGCUAGAUCGAUUACGCGCCGUGCCAGCUGCUGAACUGAUCAAUGCCUUAGAUUCGAUGAACCACUCACAGUUUCGAGGCUGCUCGGAGGACGACUUCGUCAACGCAAGCUUGAUUGCCAACAUCAAUACUGGAGACUAUGGACGAAGGAUGAAACAGCGGGGAGUCAAGCUGUUCAUCGGAGAGUGCCGUGAUGAACAUAAUCUCUAUCGUGCUUGGAAAACGCCGAAGAACUCAUGGAAAGCAGUCUAUGACCGACUUCUGGAGGACUAUCCAGUGGAGGCAGUUGACAGCACCAUGAGACUGUAUGCUCCUAACAAGAAGCUGCCUAGAGACUGUCUAGAUUGGAUCGUUCUCUUUGGCAAAAUCUAUGCAGACCUUCAAGUUCACUGCCUCGAGCGAGGCUUGAUCAAGAAGCUGUCAGAUGCUGGACUGGUCGUUGGAAAAGACAUCCUCAGAUAUCGGGUCGAAUUCAGAGUCGACUGUGCCGAUAGCGCGUGGCCACCGGAGUGGGAGGUUACGCAUGCCACCGACGAGGGUUUCUGGUGGUGGGGGAAUGGAUGGGGCAACGGGCUUACAGCAGCCGAAAAACGUUUCGUCACUCCUUUGUACGAAGCAUUUACGCGUUUUGUAGCGGGAGAUAGCGUGGAAUGGGAAAAGAUAGGGGUGAAGUACUCUCGAAGAUUGACAGCUGAAGGCACCACGGAUAUUUGGGAGGACACGCGUUGGGAGGAAGCUCAAAGUGUGUGGAAGGCGGUCAAUUCGGCACCAUUGAGUUCUGUGUCGAGCAAGUUGUGA